CGAGAUCUUAAUGUGACGUAAUCAACAGUCGACGGUAAUAGUGUUGUUUUUGAACGGGAUGCAGUCAUUUUCAUAAAUUGUACAUAUGUUUAAACGAUGUAUUAGGAGUGCUUUUUUGUUAAAUUCCUGAAUACGAUGGCCAAUCAAAGAGCGCUCCCGCAAAGCAAGGAGAGCCUUCUCCAGAACUACAACAAAAGACUGAAAGAUGAUAUCAGGUCCAUUCUAGACAACCUCACGGAAAUCAUAAAAACGGCAAAGGUAGAGGAAGAGACCCAGGUUUCUCGCGCUACACAGGCUGAACAGGACCACUAUGAGAUGCACGUCAGAGCAGCCAACAUCGUGCGUGCAGGUGAGUCCCUAAUGAAGCUGGUGUCUGACCUGAAGCAGUUCCUGAUCCUCAACGACUUUCCAUCGGUCAACGAGGCGAUCAGCCUGCAGAACCAGCAGCUGCGCUCACUGCAGGAGGAAUGCGACAAGAAGCUCACCUCACUCCGCGAUGAGAUCGCCAUCGACCUGUACGAGCUUGAGGAAGAAUAUUACUCCUCCAGGUACAAGUAGGCGCAUACUGUUCAGUUGUAGUUUGGUUGGUCUAGUCUAUGACACCCUAAAGCCCCACCAUAGCCCUUAUCCCUCACUGCCGUGCCUUAUGAAGGGUAGAAUGUACCCCACCAGCCCAGUCUUUGCCAUAAGUCCUUAAAUGUCUCUUCAUGUUCACUAGAAUAUCAAAAUGCCAGCUUCAAUAACAAAAUAGAUUGAUCUGUAGGCAAAGUUCAAUCGAAGUGCAUUUACCCUGAGGAAUCUCAUCUCAAUCGGUUUAAAAUGUUAUUUAAGUGCCUUGUUUUUAAUGCCUCUGGAAGUUUCUAUUCUUUUGUACAAUUGUAGGUCACUACAUGCUAAAUUAUAUAGUCAACCAAAAGUUUGGUUGCUAGUGUGAUCUGGUUGCUAUAUUCUUCCUCAGUUCUUUGUAAAAGGUUUAAAUGUAAGUGAUGGACUGAGAGAAAAUACACAGUUUAUGGGUAUCUAGCAAGCAUGCUUGGUUGCUUGACACUCAUAUCUGUGAACUUGUCAAUAGAUGUUGUGUUAUAGGAUGUGGAUGAGAUCCUUUAGGAACUAUUCAAUCAUGAAAUUGUAGCAACUCAGCAAAAGGCUCAGGAAGGAAAGGGAAAUAUAAGAAAAGUACAUGUUGCAAAUGCUUUUUAGCAACAUUUAUGGAAACUAAUGAAGAACAAAAAGAAAUAUAUUAUGAGAUUAUUUCUACACAAAAAAAAGUAAUCCAAAGGUGCAUAUACUUGUGACUGUUAAAAAAAGUUUAAGUAUUCGCCAAUUAAAAUGCUUGAUGUACUGUAAUGUGUUAAAAUGCUACAUUGUAUCUGGCCACAUCAGGUAACCUGGCAAAUGUUAGCCCUAUUCUAACAUCAGCAGACAGCAGUGAUGUUUUGCCUGUAACAAAAAUCUCAUACUUUUAUCAAAGAGCAAAACAUGAAUUCAAAACCAGUGGCAUUAAAAUCACUGAAAAGUUAAACUUGGCUAGCAGAGGGAUGCAUUUAACGUUGAAAAUGUUUAAUGUAUCCCAAUGUCAUUUUUAGGAAAUUACAUAAUAAUGUAAAUAAUCAUUACCACCUGAUGAUGUAAGCAUGGGACUGUCAUGUGCAUUGGUUUAUGAUCAUUCUCAAAUUCACAAGUAUGGCCCCAAGUGUUUUCAAUACAUUUGAUUGUUUUUUGUCUUUCUAACCCUAAAUAUUUUGUGGAUGUAUAGGUCCAUAAACCAAUAUGUAAUCACAACAGGCAUUUGUGUUAUUUAUUUUCUGUAGAAUGGUUUGACUGGAAAGUGCUAGAAGUGCUAGAACAUGUAAAUCUGUUUGAAUUCAAUCACUUUUUGACAACAACCCAUCCAUCAUACUGUGUCAAAAUAAUUUCUCUGCUGUUCAAGGGAAGAAAUUACAAGCACAGAAAGAGUGAAAAGGGACAGUGUAAAACAUGCUGAACCUUCAGAUGUUAUCACAAAGAUGCUUGGAGGUCCACGUCAGAGAAUUUUGACUUAAAUUGGGAAUACAUUGUUUUAAAUGAUCGUGUCAAUCCUCAGCAGAAGUCAAAGGAAUAUACAGUAGAUUAAACCCUUACCGAUUGUACUGGUGGCCAUCUUUGUGGUAAUAAUAAGAGGUUGCACUACCAUUAAAAUUGCAAUAUUUUGAUUCUAUUUCAACGGUUAAAAUGAAACCCAUGCAGUAAUCUAGAGCAUCUUCUGUGUCCACCACUGGCUGGCACAACAUAAAACCUCAUGAUGUCAGCUAGGCUCUCUGAGCAACAACACGUGAAUACAAUAAAAAGUGUUUGUCUUUUUAAUGUUAAAGGUGGGGGAAAAUUGAUUAAAGACAUUUGAAAAUAGUUUAAUAACACUUUAACUAUUUAAAUGAUAACAACCUGAACUGUCAUAUUGUGCCUUGAUUAAGAUAUGGAUUUCUAAUGGUUUGUCAGCAUGAAGCACCUUUUUGUCAUUCGAGCCUAAAGCUCACGUUGUGAAUAAUUGCCCACUGGGCAAGUUCAUAUGAAAGAUUUUGUUGAAAUCAAAGGGCAGUUGGGAAAAAGUGAUUGAAUUAAAAUGAAUUUAGCCAUGUCUCAAAUUGAAUCCAACGGUUCCAGAAGCUUUGCCUUGAACAGAAUCCAUUCUUUACUGAUUCCGUCCCUAGUUAGCCUACAGGUGACCUAGCCAGUGCAAGGUGUUCAUAAAGCAUGCCCUGUUACACACACAUCCACAAUGACACUAUGUAUGUAGUCUGUCAAUCAUCUGCAUAGAACCACUCUUUAUAAAUACUGAAAAAUAAACUAGAGACAAACAUUUUUA
Messenger RNA from Esox lucius (northern pike), 2842 nucleotides. RefSeq names its product mediator complex subunit 22 (gene med22). Gene Ontology annotation, cellular component: mediator complex. Gene Ontology annotation, molecular function: transcription coregulator activity. The record is from RefSeq and is a predicted model, not a curated record. Gene Ontology annotation, biological process: regulation of transcription by RNA polymerase II. The coding region runs from base 136 to 558 and encodes 140 amino acids. NCBI's taxonomy places the organism in Eukaryota, Metazoa, Chordata, Actinopteri, Esociformes, Esocidae. The transcript has 4 exons.